Molecule: messenger RNA, 2012 nt
Organism: Diospyros lotus (date-plum)
Lineage: Eukaryota; Viridiplantae; Streptophyta; Magnoliopsida; Ericales; Ebenaceae
Exons: 5
Coding region: 557-1846 (429 amino acids)
Source: RefSeq, a predicted model, not a curated record
AGAAAGGAGAAAUAAUAUAAAACGGCCCGCCUUGACGUAAACCCUUAUAUACGUGGCGCAAUUCCGGAUGCCACGUUUCGGCUGCCUCCCCACCUCAAACUCCGUCAUAACAGACCCUCCCGCUUUCUGCCGGGAAUCCUAACAGACCCUCUCAACGCUGUUACACAAUUAUAUGUAGACAAAUUCUGUACAACUCUCCCCCCCUUUUCUCUCUCUCUACGGCUGUGAAACCCUAGUCCAGUGAGCUAUAUCGUUCCUUUCGAGCGCUCUUACUAUCUCUUUAAAAAAGGCUAUUGGCAACGUUUUAAUUGUAUAAUCGUUCACAGGAGUCUUUCGAUUUUGCGAUUCGUCUUACUUUGGGAGUUUGGAUCAAAGUUGCUGGGAUGCGUGAUCAAACCGCACGACGAACAAUUAUUCAACCUGCUCCGUUGUGUACACAUUCAGGAAGACUUAGUAUCACAAUUACUCGUAUGGCUUUGGGGAAAAUUAGGAUGACAUUCUUAACUUGAAGAGUUUUGUCAUCCUGGAGCUUGUGUUAUCCUUUGUUUACGAAAGCAUGGGGUCAGCUUGUUGCGUUGCUAGAAAGGAUGGAAUGUCAACAAACAGAACUAGCAGAGAAACUUUGCACAGAAAUGCAAUAUAUUCCCCAUCAUGGAGUUUCCAAUGGGAUAACCGCAGGCGUGUGGCAGGUGAAAGUGAAAACAUUUCAUAUGAACUGUCCCAUGGAAUGAGUACAAACAGUAGCAUGGAGAUAAAAGGGGAAUUAAUUCUAGAUAGGAGUAACUUUUCAGGUUGGCUAAGCUCUUCUGAAAAUUUUGGAACUCCAACAUCUCAAAAGUCUCCAGUGCAUGAAGAACCAGGUGCAAGUACGUUGACUUCUUCAGAUAUAACUCCUGCUAGCAAUGGAAAUACAAAGGUGCAGUCAGAAUCAGUGGGACUUGUAGAUCCAUCCGAACCAGAACGUUUGCUUUCUGUACCUUCAAGCUCUUGCUUGUCACCAAAUGCAGAUCGUUUAUCUGGGAUUUCUGCAGUCCCUGAAAACUCAAUCCAAUCAAUAACAGCCCACCAAUCACCUGGGCACCAGCUCUCAAGGCAACUUUCAGAUAGUCAAAUCCUGGCUUUGAAGUCGCCAAACAGUAACUUGUUUUCUGAGCAGAGACCGUCGUUUGUGCUCCCAGCUUGCAGUAGAGAUACAAUGGUCGGGUCCCAAUGUGGUUCUUCUGAUGGCUGGUCAAGGCGGACCUUCACCAAGCUGGUUGCCUCCUCACAAAGAGAGAGGUUGUCUUUUGAUAGUGAGUUUUUGAGUGCUAACCGUGGCAAGGGGAGUGAAUGUAGCAGUACCCUCUCCUAUUCCCCAACGGUUAAUUUGCAGACUUGCGGGGUUUGCUCUAAGCUAUUGGCAGAGAGAUCAUCAUGGAGUAUCCAGAGUAUUGUUGCCAGAAAUGAGGUGUCGGUCAUUGCCAUACUGGUCUGCGGGCAUGUCUACCAUGCUGAAUGCCUGGAGGUUAUGACAAUGGAGGCUGAUCGCUAUGAUCCUUCUUGCCCAAUUUGUAUGUUUGGUGAAAAGCAAUUGCCAAAUAUGGUGAGGAAAGUCUUGAGAGAAGCAGAAAACAAAUCAAGAAGAAAGAUAUUUGGAAACAGGGUGGUGGAUAGUUUUCUUAAUCCUGUAUUCAAUGUUUUCAAUCGCCAGAAAACUGUAAGACUUGAAGAAAGAUGUCCCAAGACAGAAUCCAGUUCGAGUGGAAGGAGGUCCUUUGCAAAACCCUUCCUAAGGAGGCAUUUUUCACUCGGACCUAGGUGGAGUAGAUCGAUGUCGGCUAACAACUCUGCUACGAAGGCGUUUUAACCAAGAUUAUACAUCUCAUGCAGCAGUCAGGCAAGUUCCAUAAACGUUUUUUAAGAACUUUAGCAAUAAUUGAGUAUCGUUUUGUAGUCCAUAGAAAAUGAUAUAUCCAGAAAUGCGGUACUUUCUCUGGACUGUACAUCUAAAUGUCAGUAUAAUUGUUUAUGAA